Molecule: messenger RNA, 1661 nt
Organism: Zea mays
Lineage: Eukaryota; Viridiplantae; Streptophyta; Magnoliopsida; Poales; Poaceae
Exons: 5
Coding region: 776-1330 (184 amino acids)
Source: RefSeq, a predicted model, not a curated record
AACUGGGUAGUGGUGACGAACAGUGACGGAGAGCACCCUUGCGCCGCCCGCCAGGGACGCGCCAUGCCUGCGACGGGUACGGCCGCGGACUACCACCGCGACAUUCUCCGGGUACAGCUUCGCGCAGGUGCUGGCACAGACAUUGCGCCAAUUGAACCGAGCGUGAUACUCAUAGUCAUAUUAAUGCUUCGUGAUGAAACUUCUUCCUCACUAGGAUUUACAUGGAAGUAAGCUGGCUGCAUAGGCUUGGGUAAGUCCACAUCCUUACUGUUUAGCAUUGUGACAACUCGCUCCAUAUCAGGUCGAUGCUCCGCAUUUUCUUGAACACAUAAGAGUGCCACCUGAAUGUGCCUUUCUAUCUCUUCACGUACAUUGCCUGGAGGAGAAUAAAUCAGCUCAUCUGAUUUUCCGUCCGUCCAAAGUUGCCAAGCCUGCCAAAGUAACAUGUUUUUGUGAAACAAGUGAGAUAGAGAAUAUUCUGGCCAUCCCAAAAUCUGAUAUUUUUGGAUUCAUUUCACUAUCCAAGAGAAUGUUACUUGCUUUCAAAUCCCUAUGGACAACGCAUAACCGUGAAUAAUUGUGAAGAGGCCUUUAUGCAAGUUUGCACAUUGCUCAAAGCAGGCCUAAUGCUUGUGCUAAAGCUUUGAAUGAGCAUUUCAAACUUAAUAGGACUGCUGAGCAAAUUUCUAACCACUUGAAGACAGUGAAGAAGAAGUACGUUAGGAUUAAUCAACUUAGGGCUGAAAGUGGGUCCGGUUGGGAUGAAGAUUUAUUUAUGGUUACAAUGGACCAUGAGCAGUACACAACCCACUUUGCGAAUGACAAGAACAAGGGGGAUGAUGAGUACAUCAACAAACCAUUACCUUACUAUGGCAAUUUAGCAACAAUAUAUGGUAAUAGUACAGCAACAGGAAGGUUUGUGAAGACCUCAAAUGACCCUCUUGGAGUAGAUGAGUUGAAUACCCAAAAAGAAAUGGAGAACAUUGGGACACCAACUAAUGGUUUGAAUGACAAGGAAGGCAGCCCACCUAAGAGGGACGAAGGAGGACCUAGUAGACCAUCCAAGAGAGCUAAGAAGGAUGAAUGUGGAGCAGAUCCUUUGGUUCAAGCCUUUCAAAGUGGUGCUGAAACUAUAGCUAAUGCUAUUGAAAAGGCUGCAGCAAGUAAAGGUUUGCCAAACGGAUUGUUUGAAGCGGUGGACAGCCUUCCCGGAUUUGAGCUUGAGCACAAGUCUAGGUACUACUCUCAUAUGCUUGGUGAUCCUAAUCUUGCAAAUGGUUUCAUGAAUGUGCCCGUGCUUUACAAGAUCACAAGAUGGCCGAUUUCAUGAACAAGAAUAUGUAGGCUUCCUAGGUACUUAAGUAGACCUAGUUGGAUGAUUAUAUUGAGUAGUCAUGGACUCUUGUGGUAUGGAUGAUUUUGAGACAUGCAUUUGUAUCCAUGAACAAUGCUCUUUGGAUAUUCUUGCAUGUCAUGGUGGUUGUAUUUUGGGAUGGUGGUUGCUGCCAUAUUGAACAUUGAUUGUGGCUGCUCAUUGUUGACAAUGUAGUUGGUAAUCACACUAUAUUGGACUGCUCAUAUGUUGAGUAUUUUGUGUUGAAUGUGGCUGCUCAUAUGUAACCGCAUUGUUGAGAACAUUGUGAUGGUAAUGAGUUGUUGUA